Molecule: messenger RNA, 10941 nt
Organism: Pocillopora meandrina
Lineage: Eukaryota; Metazoa; Cnidaria; Anthozoa; Scleractinia; Pocilloporidae
Source: the annotation of a GenBank genome assembly
CUCAAAAUGGCGGACGUCGAUGACCGAGGUUCGGCUGGCGGCGAAGAAGAAGGCAAAGAUCUCUGGUAUUGAAACAUGAAAAACUUGUUUGUCUAGAUUACGUUGGUACAGUCCAUGAUGGUGAUGGUUGGCUGUUAUUUAUGUUCCGUAGGUCGUCGAUUUUGAGUGACGUUUCAAGUUCAGCUAGUCGAAAAUUACCCUCUAACAAGGCGAUUGUGCUGUUAGGUACGCAGUGCUUUAUAAAUUGUGACCUUUCACUUCUUGGUUCGUGUUUCGAUUCUCUUUUAUUAAACGAGAACAUUCUUUUCAGGUAACGAUGGCUCGGGGAAAACGACGCUGAUUUCAAAGCUUCGAGGUAAAGAAGAUGAAAUAAGUAAAGGUCACGGACUGGAAUACACAUAUUUGGAUGUUCAUGAUGAGGAGAGAGAUGGUAUGAUCAUAAUUCAGUUCAGUGUGUAAAUACGAUGCUAUUUGAUUUUGGCAUGUGUCUGACAUUUUGUCUUUUCGUUCUCAAUGUAGACAGUACAAGAUUAGGGGUAUGGAUAUUGGACGGCGAUCCUCUUCACAAAGGUCUUCUGCAAUUUGCCAUCACACCUAAAAGUAUUACUAACACUCUUAUCGUUCAAGUUGUGGACAUCUCUAGACCAUGGACAAUUAUGGAAUCUUUGCAUUCGUGGACAGAAGUUCUUCGGGAACACAUUCAUUCACUGAAACUAUCGCCUAAGGAGUUAAACGAAAUGGAGGAACGAAGUAAGUUUUCAUUUUAAAUAGUAGUAGUGAAUAUUCUUACUUCGCUUCGAGUCGAUACAUACGUAGUGGAGUGACUAUUUUUUACUUCUGUUUGCAUAGCUGGUUAGACUCAUGCAUAUGAUAGUUUUUUUAAGUUGUCACUUCUUUUUAUCGGUGUUUGUUCGUCGUGAUUUAGAUUUUCAACAGGACAUCGUUCAAAUUUUAGACGGCGAUCGCUUGAUCUCGAUAUUCACGUAUUCACAGUACCCUAUCAUAUACAGGAAGCAAUAUUGCUUGAAAUAAGUGAUUUGCAAAAUCAAUUUGUGUUUCUGUGAAAAUAAAAUAGAACUGUACAGUUCAAUAAUCAGGGUAAAGUUAUGGCAAAUUUUACGACUGACGUUAAAAAAUACUAAGAUAAUGUUUUCAUCGAAAGGAAUGUUCUUAAAUUAUUUACGUUUACACCGCUUAUUUACUUUUUGCUGCGAUGGAAAACCUAAUUUGAAGCGUCUCUUGAAAUAAUCUUGUUGUGAUUUUCAUUUCAAUGCUUCUAAAAUGAAUCGAAUGGAUUAACAAGGAGGGGGCGAAUAUCAUGUUUAAUUUAUGAAUUUUGAAUUUCUGCAUAGCAGCAUAAGAUCACUUCAAAGUUUUCUUGACAUGCAAAUGUGCAAAAAUUUUAGUUUACAAUAAAUCAUUUGUUGCUAUGAAUGUGGCUGGGAGUGUAUCUUCUUAUAGUGGUAUCCUGUCAUUGUUAACAGACAGAAAUUAUCAUUUUAGAUAAAGGUUUUGCUAUGUAAAUAACAUAGGAUUUUUGGAGAGGAAGAGUGUUACCCUGGUAAAAGUCUUAAAGUUGAAGGUUUUCAUGUGUGAUCCAGUGUGAGAGAUAAUAAGCAUUAAAACUUAGAAAUGAGGAAUUGGAGAAUGGAACAAAAUGUAGUUUGAAACCAAAUAAAUUUGAAUGAUUGUGAAGAAGAUGCAGCAAAAUACAUGGAACUAUGAUUUUUAUACAUAAUCUUUAUAGAUGCCAAUUUGAUACUUACCCUAUAAGUCAACUUAGACUGAUAAUGAUUUAUUUACAAAUCAAUCUCUAACUAUUUUCAUAAUUAAGGAAUUUAUUAUCAUUUAAAACUGCCCUUUGGCUAUAUUCCUGCCAGCCAAACAAUUUUGAAGAAUUUCCAGUUAAAAACUAUUUAAAACUUCUUGAGAGAAUCAGAUGUUGUUUUAAGCACUUCCAAAAAUGAAAUUAAAAAAUCUAUAUGCUAAUAGAGUAUGCCAGUGAAUUUAGCUUUUUGCUCUUUUUCCUCAAAAAGAUUGCUGGCAUUAGGUGUAUCUCAAUCAUGUUGAUACUAAUUUUUUAUCAGUAGCAGUGAUUUGAGUAUUAUUUUGUAUUAUUGUUUAAUUUACCUCCAAAUACAUUGCAAGGGACUAACUUGCACACUUUCAUACAUUGGUAUCCAGUUGUUUGGUAUCCAGUUGUUUUGUGCCCAUGGUUUUUUUGUGCCCAAAUGCUGUCAGUUUGUAUUCAAGUAUGAGAUGGUUCAUACCCAUAUCACUGAUCGGUUUAUACAGUGUGUACAAGUAUUUAAAAGACCAGCCUGUGCAUGAGCAGAUAUCAAUUGUUGCAUAUGACAAGUUAAUUAUUGCUUAGGGCAAGGUAAGUGUGAAAUUUUUGAUAGAGAAGUCUAUUGUUUAUACUCGUGAUUUUUUUUUAACAAUAAAAGCUUAUGUAAGUGUGAUAUUUUCUUCUUCAAUUGUUAACGUGGAAAACAUACAGUAUUAGUUUGGGCACAAAACUACCAAGCUGGGUACAAAAUGACUCAACCGACUGGAUGCAAAACGAUCUAGCUCGGUACCAAACAACAGUGGGUAUGAAAUGACCAGUAACCUAUAAAUUACACUUGUAGUUGUGCGGCAAUUUCAAGAGUAUGCAGAACCAGAUGAAACAACAGAGGACAGGAGAAGAUCAGGAAUAAAAGAUGAAGACAAGGUUCUUCUUCCACUUGAUGAAAAUGUACUCUCAGACAAUCUUGGUCUACCUAUGGUAGUGGUCGUCACUAAGGUAUUUAUAGUACUACAUUAAGGGUUGCUGUUACAAGAACACAGUAUAAAAAGCUGUGUGGCUGUGGCUUUUAGUGAACUGUAUUAAUAAAUACAUAAACAGUAAAUGUAAAAUAUGCUGCCAUGCUAAUUUUUAGGCUCUUAUUGCCAAACCCUUUCACUCCUAAGAUCCCAUCCAUUUAGUAAUUCUCCAUACAACUCUUUUGAUAUUAACAUAGAGCAUUUGGUUUGGUAUCAAAUCCACUAAUGUUUCCCUUGUUGAUAUUUUUCUUGACUGAUGACUGCUUAAUUGUAUUUUAUAUUUUUCUAAUGGUUCUAGUUUGUUUUUUUUUUGUUUCAGACUGACUGCAUGUCUGCGCUUGAAAAGGACAGAGAUUAUAGAGAGGAACAUUUUGAUUUUAUUCAACAACACAUCAGAAGGCACUGCUUGAAAUGUAUCCUCAUCAACAUUACACAUUAUUUAUAAGUAAAAUAAUCACAAUUUGUGUAUUAGUUGUAUUUGCUCUCAGAUACACAGGGUUGUGCAACUCACAAUAAGUACUUCUCACUUAAUGAGUUUCAGGUCUGUACUGCAAUUUACAGACCCGGUUUUUUCCUCUGGGAUUUAUGGUCCAAGCACAUGGCAUGCAAACCAGAAAUCUGGGCAGAAACUACGAGCUACAUGUGUAUGUGUGGACCAAGAAAACAAGAGCAGUAAGAUAUUUAUUACAUCUCUAGGUUCAAGCAGGGGAAGAAGAUUCCAAUUCAAACAAACUUUUAAAUUCAGCUGGCAGUACAGUAAAAUACGGCCCACUUAUAAUUGACCAAUCAUAGCACACAUGCUAGCUGAAUACUCUCUAACGCAAACAAGGGGAUUGAAUGAUCUUGAAUUAUUUCCCUUAUUUUUUAUUUUCCUUGACUGAUAAAAGAUGGUGCUACAUUGUUUUACACCUCUGUCAAAGAAAAUAAGAACUGCACAUUAUUACACAGAUACUUAGUCCAUCAAAUAUAUGGCCUACCAUUCAAUAGUCCAGCUCUGGUUGUGGAUAAGGAUUCAGUAUUUAUGUGAGUAUCAAGAUUGGUGUCAAGUAGUAAUAACUAAACCUUAUUCCAUGGUUUGACCUGUACAUGUAUAUUCUGUGUAGAUGUUUUGUGAGUUGCGUUGUAUUUUUCCUAGUCCUGUAGGGGUGAGAAAAAAUAUGAGCAAUGAGAAAAAUGUCUGCUCAGAAGAAUGGAUUCAGUAUUCCACUAUUACAACACUUCCAGUAUUGUGGCUUCUAUUUUCCGAAAUAAUCCUGGUGGUCUUGAAGGAACAUUAGGUCAUUGGCAUAAGGGGUGGGCAAAAGAUGGAAAGAACGUCAAAAAGACAGGCCCAAGAAAAGAAAAAAACAAUCAAACUAUGGAUCAUUCGAUGAGGCCAUUUUGUUGCUCCACCUUCCAUCUGUAUUUUCACCUGGUCUACAGUGUAAUACCAUGGUGAAAGUUGCAUGUUUUGAUGCCUUAAUAUGGUAAAAUGGCAUAAUAGUAGAAUGAUAAACCAUGUGAUGUUGCAAAAAAUGUCCAUUGUCUCUCUUAUUUUCAUGUGAGAAAAGUUUUAUUGUAGCAACCUUGUUAUGAGUUGGUCACUAAAUAGUGUAGCCUUGAUGUUGAUGGAUGGUUGCUUGUUAUCUUGAAUGAUUAAUGAGGAGAAUAUCAUAUUUUUCAUGGUUGCUUCUUAACAAUCCAGAGGUUGAAACCAUGCAGAUGUUGUGUUUACUUGCACUUUGAUACUCAAAAUGUAUUUAAGGAUAGGGACAAGAACGAUUGCUUUGUAUAUAUUUUAUUUUUCAAAUUGAAAUUGAGAACAUUUUGCUCUAGAGUUGCUUCUCACUUUGCAUGCAGGAGUGUAGAUAUAGAGUUUAUUUGUUGUGUUAAAAAUUAACAAUUCAAUGUUAAAAGAUUAAUAAAUUAAUUAAUCAAAAGCUUUUGUGGGCAAUGCUAGGAAUGGUUCAACUGUAAAAAUUAACUUCACCUACGGAUAUCAGAACAUUUCUGUGCAAACAAGGAAUGAAACUUUAUCACGAAAGUCACUACUAAUACGGUACUUAUAUACAUGAUUGUCACCAAAUUACAAAGGUCACAAACAUGCAAAUUCUCAAAUAUAGUACAUUUAAAUUAAGUAGUGCUGUGGGCAUUAGCUGGAAUGCCCCAGGGUGUGCACACAUUAUUUUUCGGGGAUGAAAUGAGGGAAAUUAAACGCACAUAUUUUGCAAAACAAUGUUGCGUAAUUGAUCUUUUUUUUUAAGUGAGUCAGAAAAAAUAAUAUUUCUUUAUUUUCACAGUCCAGCAGGUUGGGACUCUGUCAAGAAGAUAAACAUUCUUAGUGAACACUUGAAAAAUAUCCAGGCUGAUGAUGCGUUUGAUGAUCAUAUUGUUAAACCUCAACUGAGAAAGGUACUGCUUGAAAAAUGAUUUACACUGUGAAGGAGAACUGUUCUUCACCGGUCUUUUCUUGUCAGUAAUGUGGUGAACUUAAGAUAUGGCCAAGAAGGUUAUAAAAUCGUUAGUUGACUGUAAAACUAGCUUCCAAAUACGGUGUAUCUUGGAUUUUUCAGAAAAAUUCCCCUACUUCAAAAUAAAUAGAAACGCUGAAACAAUUCUUGAAUUCAUUCAAAUCAAUUAAUUAAUUCCUCUCUUAAGAAAAGAGAUUAUUUAAGUGAAUUCGGUUGAGACAGAAACUUUCGAGGCUUCUUAAAUGCACUGCUAUAACACUUCAAUACACGAUUAUUUGUAAUUAUCACAUAGUUGGCAACACCCGUGGGCAAGAUGAGGCGAUUCCUGUGUUCUGAUUGGCUACCGGAGCAGGUAACGGGCCCAUCUUGCCCGUGUGGGAUUACCGUUUUGAUCCCGCGCUUGGAAAAGAAUUGCUUGGAGCAGAGUUACAAAUUUGUAACUUUUGAAUUAUUUCGGCAAUAGAGUCGCAAAAAGUGACAGAAGACAAUAAAAAAAAGAAAGAAAUUAAAACAUAAAUGUGUUUUGUAAGUUUAUUGUGGUAUAAAAACCGAAAAAUACAAGAAUUAAAACACAAAGUGAUAUGAAGGCACGGAAACGGUUUUGCCUCUCGGAAAAUGCUUUAUUGACCAAAGCUUGAUCGGUCAAGGUGGCCGGAUAUAAGUCUCGUUUGACCAUGUACAUGUGUGUGAAGUUUUAAUUCAAAGUGCAUUUGUCUUUUGUCAGCCAAUACAAGACAAAGAAGUUACUGCAGAGGAUGAACAAACAUUCCUCGCAAAACAACAGGUUGGUUUGAAGUGAUUAUUUUGAAGAUUAAAUGUUAUCGUUAUACUAUAGGUACAGCAUUCCAGAGUCCAUUGUCCAACUGUGGAAUACCUACAUAUGUAUUCAAUUUUCCACCGCAGCUGGUCGCAAUUUUGGAUCGUAAAGGAAUAAAUGUGUUUCCGCUUUAGAUCUUCUGUAAAUCCUCGCUUACUAAAUUAUUCCCAAAUCGUUGGCUAGAGAUGUCGACAUUUGCGCACGCUCAGUUAGUCCUUGUAAUUUUCCUAAACCUUUUGUGGUUACAGAGUGAAAGAAAAGAAUAAUUAAAAAAAAAAAAAAAGUUAUAGUUGUGAAAGUCUAAUAAAUCUAAAAAAGUCUAAGAAAUCUAAAACACACGUAAAUAGACCAGGGCAGGGAUGGAUAGAUAGUUUAACUCUCAAAUCAUUUACACAGGGGAGAGGGGAUGGGACACACAACCAAGAAAUUUAAAAUUUUUGCCGUCUAAUUAGACGUCUUAUUAUACCAGCAAUUUACAAUAUAAUAACAUGAUAGUAAAUUAAAUAAGGCACUAUAAAAAUAAUUAAAAAAUAAAUUUAAAUUAAUUAAAAGUAUCUACAUUAUCAUUAAUUAUUUUAAUAUAAUUAUUGCCGUAACAAAAAUAAAGGAUAUCGUAUCGAUAAAAAUCUCUUCUUGCCAUAGCAAAUAUAAAACGAAGGCGUGGCAUAUUAAAUUGGCGCUUAUUUUUGAAGUUAUAGCUGGGUUUAUGUAUGGGUGGAAGAAGAAGAAGCGGGAUGGGACACACACUGAGUGUUUUUGCCGUCAGACGUGGCGCUUUUUCAAGACCACCCAAAAUCGAAGAAUUGGUCAGUACUAUUAUGUCUCUCAUAUAUCGGAUUGUGCCUCAAUUGGGAUAAUAUUACAAUAACUUGAAAACUUCCUAUUUCCUUUGAUAGUCCUUGAUUAUAUUUUGGCCAUACAAUUUACGAUUUGACGACCCGAGAGGGAUUGUUUGAAGAAAUCCAAGUUUAUGGAUACAAACAAAUCUUUUUUAAAAAAGUUAAUCGCCAGGUGGGCAGAAAAGGGAUUUUCUGCAGUGUUAUUCAAGGAAAUCUUUGAAUCUCUCUCUCUUUUUUUAUUUUUUUCUCUAUUUUUAAAAUCUAUCCAACAACAAAGAAAACAAAACCUCGUGUAAACUGUAGAAUAUUGCUUCACCAACUAGAUGUCUAAACCGUUAACCUACUGCUGGCGAAAACUUUGGUUCCUUUGUUUAGGACAUAUCUAAGCCCCGUGCUCCAGCGAGCCCUAGUGGCAGGAUAACUUCAGACAGAAGGCCUUCAGGUGGAGCAAUCUCCGCUUCGCCCAGAGGAGCAAAGGUAGAUUAGCCUUAAGCGUAACCACUUCGUUUUUUUUCAAAGUCCAAGUUUAUAAUUUGUGAUACUUAAUCCUUCGCCGUAAAGAAACAGUUCAUGUUGAUCCCUGUAAGAAAGUCGUUGAUGUAAACUUUGGCUUAAAGGCAGAUUUUGAAAUAUAGAUUGAGAGCGUAGGUUUUGUCAGAUACUUUGAUCCCGCAAAAAGAGAGAAAAUUGCAUGUUACCGAGUGUCAGACUUCGCAUCGUAAAGGCGAGUUUUUUUUUGUUACUACAAAAAUUUUUCCGGCAAUUGUAACAACAAAUCAACGUAACCUAAGUUUGCUGACAACACAACUGAGAAUUGCUCAAAACCUGUUACGAAAACAACUGGAUGGUGACCUCGUGCUUUGUUGUAUUUUGAUGGACCUCAGCUUCAGUCUGGUUACGAAGCUAAAGAAAAAGAAAAGAAAAAACACCAGGCCAUCAUCCAGCCGUGUUGACUGGAUGAUAGGUUAUCAACGUAUAUAUACAGGUAUCGAAGGCAUUGUUUGUGUGGCAGGUCGAAGGUGGAAAACCAGGCGCAGGUGCGGGCACCAGUGAAGGAGUACUGGCCAAUUUCUUCAACUCGUUACUCAACAAGAAGAGCGGGACUGGUACUGCCAUGGGACGAGGCGGAACAGCUGUCAGAAGUGAUGCUGCUGCCGAGUUAGAUCGUAUGAACAGAGCCAAGAAAAUGGUCUCCCCAGGAAACGCGGCUAACGACACGACAGAAUCAUCGUAGGUGUGGCAAUUAGUUUAAUAAGUGGUUGAGGAUGUACAACAGACUUUUGUGACACGCGUUCGGAUUAAGCGCUUUCAUGAAAUUUAUUUUGUAUAAAGCUAGGCUCUUAUAAUUUGGUGUAGGAUAUGAUAGUUUGGAGAAAAGAAAACUAGAAAGAUGUACGUUGUAUUCGACACAAAGAUAUGGGGAGAACUUUUAAAACACAAUGGAAGCCGUGAAUUGUGCCCAAAGUUCGUUUUUUAAUGGUAAAAGCAGAAGUUGGAAAGUAACUGUUAAGUUACCGAGUGAAAACAGCGUUUGUUGUCAAUAGAAAAGUGAUGAAUGGCGAAUGGAAAUGUAGUGCAUACUGAUGAAAAAAAAUUAUAGUUUUGUCUUGGUGUAGACUUUAGACAAAUAUGUUGUUGAUCCUCGAAGGUGUCAGACUCAUCGAGCUUGGGGUCGUUUUUGGAAGGUCAAUUCCUGAAAAGUUAUCGGGGUUUUAAAGGUCUCAAAAUGUGGAGAACACGAAAUAUAAAUUUUAUAAGCCGAUGAAAGGUUAUUUAAGGCUUUUUUUCAUCAGUGACAAAUUACCACUCGUAAACUCUCGUUAAUUACGAUUUUAGAUACUUUUCCAAGAUAUGUGUCAACAGUAAGUGUGUACCAACAAAAAGAGUAUCGAUAAAUUGCUUCUAAUUCGGAGUACGUUCACUAGAAGGUGAGCAUGUCCAGAAACGUAAAUAACUGUCAGCUAAAUUCGCCCAGGACCCGCUGCUAAUGAAUAACCUAUUAUCUUGUGGAUGGUUGUGGGAGAUAAGAACUCUUCUCUUGCAAGUCCGUUUCACUUGUAGUUUGUUGGGUAAAUUAGGAUUCUGACUUCGGCAUUCCCUGUUUCACGCAGCAAAAGCGGGGCGAGCGAGGAAAAAACACGAGAAGGAGGGGGUGUGGGGCAUAAGAGAGCGACCGAACGACUUCCCUUUAAGUAUUUCUUUCGGUAUGACAGAUCCUGUCAUACUCUCUUACUGGUAAAUUUUGUCACAUAACGUCAUUACAUCGCCAAGUGAGUCGUUCAAUUCAUCCACUAAGGAGAAACGUGCCCUCCUCAUGCGCGUGGUCGAGUUGUUUCUUUUCCCCACCCGUUUUUUUUGCUUAUCUCCGCUGAUCAAGAACAUGUGACAUGAACAUUGUAAAUGUCAAGAUCAUGAGACAUAUUACAGAAAAAUCCUCCCAAAUCUUAUUGUAAAUUAUUCUUUAAUAUUUUUUAUUCCGCAACAAGGAAACAAAUUAGGAUGAAGAUUUUGGAGUAAGUCGCAAAGAACUUACCAAUUGGAAAUAUGUCUGGCAUAUUUGAGGAACUUAAAUUGAUCGCUCUCCAACUAUGACAGAUAGUUUUUUGUUCGUCCAUUGUUGCAGUAAUUCAGAGUCUAUUUUGUAACUUAAUUUCCUUGUGUUUGUGGUGACAAAGCUGUUUUUUAUUCAAUGUUUAUUUUGUCAACAAGGAAACAAAUUAGUUUAAUCUGUUUCUAUCCUCUGAAAGCUGUCCAUAACCUUUUUUCAGUAAUGAUAAAUAUUGUCUUGUUCUUGUAAUUCGUUUAACACUUGAAAACUUUCGUCUUGGGGCUUGUUAUGAUUUCGAUUUGUGACGACCAAUACCACCGGAAGAAAGCCUAGAUUUUUUCCAGAAUUCAAUUUGUGCUGCGCGAUUCUCUUUGAGAUAUUAGAAACAUCACUUUCUUCAUCUGUUCUUUGAUUCUUUUACAUUCACGUUGACAUUUGCUUUGAUCUAGUUUCGUUGAUAGAAUUAAUGGUUAGAUUAAGCAAUAGCAAGUUCGUAAUAGUCUGCCCUUGGCCUGAAGAGUUCUUCUGGCAAAAAAUCUUGCCAUGAUGAUUUUGUUUACUUGGUUUUACUAUCCUGUUGGCGCAGCCUCAGUUGAGUGUCGAAGAACCAAAACCAAGGUAAUUCCAGCGAUCAAUCAGAACAAAGGUUUACAUUAUCAAUUGCCAAUGAGAACUCAAAGUGAAAAUAACCAAUCGCGUGUUUCGCAUAUGAUUGGCUAAGAGGAUGGCACUAGAUUUCUGGACCAAUCACAAAGCAAAUCAUACUGGAUUACUUUCGACACUCAGUUGGCAGUAGGCCAUUUAACAGUUGUGUGCUUAGUUGCCAAGCCUUUGAUUUGGAGUGAGGCUGAAGGUGACCUGGUUGUGAUAGAGACCAAUAUCUAGUUAUCAUGGUAACAAAGUAAUUUACAUUUGAAAAGCAGCAACGUUUGCAUCAUCACGAGGUCACUCUUAGCCUCAUUUCUGUUCAAAGGUUUGGCAACCAAGCACGCCACUGUAAAAUGGACUAAUACUGUAAUUCCCCAGCGAUUUGGAGACUAUUUUGUCUUCAAUUUUGGAGGUGAGACGAAAGGUAGUCGAUGGUUUUACGACUCGUCAGCCCAAUUUAAAUCUGUGUAAAAUGGUAUUUUCCAUUCAAGAUGCAAUUUGAUAUGUAUAUUUUCUGGGUAUUUUUGAUAGUGGUGUUGGUCGCCAUACUACCUUUAGUGAAGAAAUGGCAAAGAACGUAGUUUCCUAAGUGUAUCCUUUAAUUCAAUCAUUUCUUGGCUUAAAUUAACUUUUGGGCAACUUUCCUUGAGCUUUUUUAAUCCCAAAAAAUGGAGCUCUUUGAAGUUGUUUUCCUGAGAAAAGUUGUCAUCCCAGUGGUGAAUGUUAGGUAAGCUAUUUAUUGUGCUGUCCGUGUACAGUGUCUGUUAAAUCUAUCCAAAAGUAAAUACCAGAUAUAAGCUGUAAGAUUAUCCAUAAUAAACCUUGUUAAACGUU